This is a messenger RNA of Aspergillus fijiensis CBS 313.89, 1335 nucleotides long. RefSeq lists its product as uncharacterized. Lineage: Eukaryota; Fungi; Ascomycota; Eurotiomycetes; Eurotiales; Aspergillaceae. The transcript is spliced from 3 exons. The record is from RefSeq and is a predicted model, not a curated record. The coding region runs from base 20 to 1153 and encodes 377 amino acids.
UGACGGGGUUGAUAUUGCUAUGGAUGAUACGCCUUCGUCGCCUAACUUGAGCCCAGUUGCUCGGGUGGGCUUUGUUGUGGAUGAAGAGCAGUCGCCAGCUGUGAAUCCAGGUAGUCUGGAGGACUUUGCCGUGGAUGACAAGCGGCCCAAACCAUCUCGAUCUCGGCGCCAGUCGCGCGGGAAAUCGCAGGGCAAAUCGCGCAGGCGGACAAGAACCUAUUCCCCCUCGGCGGAUGAGAGGUUUGACUCGCCUUCGGACAGCGAGAAUGACGAGAGUCUUGAUGAGUUCGAGAUGUAUCGCAUCAAGCCCCAAGAGAAGACGGGGAUCGUGUUUGACUUUUCGUCUGAACGAGCUGCGCGCUGGGCAACGGCCAUCAAUCUGCCCGAAGGCCUGUACAACAGUGAAGAGCAGGACCUUUUCUUCCGGCUCGCUAUGCGUGGCUUUGAGCCGCUCGUGCCCCAGCUCUGGCGACACGACUUCCCGACGCUGCCGGAAUCGUUGUAUCCACCGACCUCGGCCCCUUCUUUCCGACCUCUUUUUCAGGUUCGCAGAAGCUCCAAUCUGUAUGCCACCAAAGCCCUAGCCAACCUGUUCAAUGUCGGGGGCUGCGUCCGGGACUGCGACAUCUUGGGCCAACGACCCGAGAAAGUGAUCAAGGCCGCCAUCAAGCAGUACUUCCGCUGGGCGCUGUUCGAUGCCGAUCUCCACACCACUGACGACUCGAUCCCCGUGUAUGCGGUCUACGCGCAGAGGAAAGGCGAGACGACGCUCCAGGCCGUGCGGCGCCUCAACCGCCGCCUGCGCUAUCUGACCUCGAAGUACCACAAGGCUCUCGGGCUGACUCAGGGGCCGACGCAGACUGAGGCGCCGACCCCGCGCAGCUUCCCGCUGCUCAUGGGGUUCAUCAUCUGCGGUCCCAUCGUCGCGAUCGUGACGCACAGCACGGAUCCCCAGGAGGCCGAGGCCAGCUUCGAUGGCAAGUUCAUCUCGCAGUUUGACCUGUCGGAGCGGGGCCAGGACGUGUGGAACUCACUGGCCAUUGCGAUUGCGGUGAUGCAUACGCGGCGGACGAUGAUCGGGUUGGCGGAGAAGGGGCUGGGCGGGUUUACUUUCUUCGAUACGGCGCAGCCGGCGUCGGAUCGGGAUUUGUAGUUUGCGUUUGAUACUUAUGGUGUGCUGUUCAAGGGGUGGUUUGCGCUCUCAAGUGGUGUUGUUCUGAGGGUUUCAUUCUUCUACAUGUUUUAUUCCUGGUUUGGUGCUUUAUCUGGAAGGGGAGAUGGGUUGUCGUCUGAUAGUUAUUUCGACUGUAUCUUUAGGGAUAUUCUAUCUUAUUU